AUGAACCUUUUCAUUUCUGCUGGCAUUCUUAUCAGCUAAGUACUUUUUGAUUCCAUCAACAGUUUAGACACCGCUAUUAGGAACACCGUCAGAAAGAAGGUAAAUACCGUUUAAGGCUUGCUUAGUAUUGAAGGCUAAAUCCAAACCAGAAGAGAUGUUAGUGGCUCCGUUGGUGGUUAAUUUGUUAAUAUAAGCAAUAGCAGCUUGGAUAUUUUCGGGAGUUGCAUCAAUAUAAUCAGUUUUCCAUUAGGAAGCACUGUUACCGAAAAUGAUAACAUUGAACUUCUAGUAGGGCUUCAAUUGUUCAGCAAGAGUUUUGGUAAGUUAAGACUUGACGAAAGCUAAACGAGAGAUAGUUUCUCCGUUGGCCUUGAAAGUGUAGUCCAUAGAUCCAGAAAUAUCAAUAACAAAAGCAGCAACCUUUUCAGUGAUGGUACCAUAAAUGCAGUUUCUAGCAGAAAUAGCAUUCAAAAUAGCCUAAGCGUCACUCUUGUCUGA
Tetrahymena thermophila SB210 is the source of this 498-nucleotide messenger RNA. RefSeq lists its product as hypothetical. Lineage: Eukaryota; Ciliophora; Oligohymenophorea; Hymenostomatida; Tetrahymenidae. The record is from RefSeq and is a predicted model, not a curated record. The transcript has a single exon.